AGCUCGCUGCUGUUCAUCUCUCUGUCAUCGUGGAGAGAAAGAAGGGGAGUGCGCUGUUUCUCUCUCCCUGCCCCAGACCCUCCUCCUCCUCCCCUGGUAGCCCGUCCAUCUCAGAGCAUCGGCGGUGAGUUUUAUGGGGAGAGUGGCCGCUCCCUGCAGUGGCCCCAGCAGGAUCGUGUCCUUUCUCACCGCAGUUCCGUGCUUAUCCUGCAAACAGCAGCAGCGGCGGCGGCGGCGACAUCAUCAGUCUGCGGCAGUGGACCGGGGCAGGAGGAGAAUGAGCGAGCAGGGCAAGAGUGCUGCGUCCACGCCAGCGAGCGGGACACCAGCCCCGGGCUCGGACACGUACAAAGGCUGGCUCUUUAAAUGGACUAACUAUAUCAAAGGUUACCAGCGCAGAUGGUUCGUGCUCAGCAAUGGACUGCUGUCCUAUUACAGAACUCAGGCAGAGAUGGCCCAUACGUGUCGCGGCACCAUCAACCUGGCCACAGCGCACAUCGACACCGAAGACACCUGCAAUAUUGUUCUGAGCAGUGGGGGGCGCACUUACCAUCUGAAAGCCAGCACAGAGGUGGAGAGGCAGAGAUGGGUCACAGCACUGGAGCUGGCCAAGGCCAAAGCCAUCCGAAUGAUGAACGAUCAGUCCGACAAUGGCCCCACAGCCCCACUAAAACACUGUUAUCAGUCUGGUAAGGUGACUGGGCUUCUUACAGAGGCUUUGCAUCAUGUUUGCAGGGCUGGUGUGUAG
Molecule: messenger RNA, 748 nt
Organism: Sinocyclocheilus rhinocerous
Lineage: Eukaryota; Metazoa; Chordata; Actinopteri; Cypriniformes; Cyprinidae
Product: oxysterol-binding protein 2-like
Exons: 3
Coding region: 134-748 (204 amino acids)
Biological process (GO): endosome organization; retrograde transport, endosome to Golgi; receptor recycling
Cellular component (GO): trans-Golgi network; recycling endosome; early endosome
Source: RefSeq, a predicted model, not a curated record